Trichosurus vulpecula (common brushtail) is the source of this 396-nucleotide messenger RNA. RefSeq names its product beta-microseminoprotein-like. The transcript has 4 exons. The record is from RefSeq and is a predicted model, not a curated record. Lineage: Eukaryota; Metazoa; Chordata; Mammalia; Diprotodontia; Phalangeridae. Bases 1 to 396 code for a protein of 131 amino acids.
AUGGCGAUUGAUGUGGAAUUUCCCCUUGGGCUCCUAGCAGAGGGGCAGUAUGAUGAUACUAUGUUAGGUGUUCUCCUUGCUUUGGCUAUCUUUGUGACAUUUUGUGAUGCUCAAUGCACAUUUACUCCAUUGGAGAUCUCUGGAGGGUAUGCCCCAAGAGGUUGCAGGGAUUCUAAAGGAGUAAUGCAUGAUUUUGACACUCAGUGGGAAAUUGAUUGUGUGUACUGUUUAUGUGAAUCAAGAGUUGGACUAUCCUGCUGCAACAUGGUGAGAAGGCCUACAACAUAUGACAAAAAAAAUUGCAUGGAAGUUUUCGACAAGGAUUACUGUCUUUACAUUCCUGUAUUAAGAGCUAGUCCCUCUGUACCCUGUGAAGUCUCACUGUAUGUAGGCUAA